UCAACUAAGGCACCCAUCACUGACUAGAAGACAACAAUGUUUCGUCACUCCCAUUUAGUUCCAAGGAUCCAGGAUCUACGUUCGACAGUCCGCGACAGCAUACGCAAUGCAAAGAAGCGUCAGGCGCAAUGCGCUUGAGAAGCUGGCGGCAUUAUCCACGAAACCGUCACCCCGAGGUUAUGUCGACCUCACGAAUCUCUGCAAACGAUGCCCUUCCGCGGAUACGAAAGUCAAUGGAAAUGCAAAUGCAAAUGGCAAUCUGAACGGCUCUGUGGGAACGGCCAGGGUUCCGAUGAAAACCGCGGAGCUCGAAGUUAUAAUUGCCUUAUGUAAAGCCGCACCGCUUGUGAAGUCUCUGGACUCAGCCGAGCAGCUGGCUCAUCAGCUUGGGCCAUACUUGUCAGAAUCAUCCUCCCAAACCAUCCCAAGCUCGCCAGCUCUGCGCGACAUUGAACCCUCACCGUGGGAGUCGCUCACCCUCCACCUCACAAGCGCGCUACUUUCGCUGGGAAUAAAUCAUGAAAGCCUCAGACCGCGGAUGGAGGAAUGUGUGCGCCUUUAUGUUGGUCAAUGGGCUCAGACUGCUAGUUCUCUCUCUGGCGGGCCACUCGAUCGAGAUGUUGCUUCCGAAGAUGCCUCAAGUACGGAGCUGGAAACUAUAAUGACACUAAACCUAUCUAUCUUAGGGUUCCUUGACGCGGCGGCCAAGUAUACAAGGUUUUGGUCUGCGCAGGAACGAUUACAGCUUGUUUCUGACAUCAGAAAAGCCCUUACAGAGAAAUUCAUGGUUGCAACUGAAGCAGCGCAGUCAGUUGUGCGGACUUCUCGAUCCCAACAAAAGCAUCUGCGAGAAUGGAAGAGGAUUUCGAAGCACUAUAUCGCCAAUGGCCGCCCGCUCGGGUCUAUGCUCCUGCAUCAAGGCUUUAUGAACUUGGUUGUUUCUUCGUCAGCAUUGGUCGUCUGCCCAACAGAUCCGGAAUUCUCAGUCCCGGUGCUUGACUAUCUGCAGCAGUAUCCUCAAGGUCAUCCGAGUGAGCUAGAUCCUGCCGAGAAUGCGCUUCUUGAAGACCUUGCCAGUAUUGCCAUCGAAGAGAUGGAGUUUGUGAACAGCGCUUCGGAUUAUCUACAGCAGGUCGGCUCUCCUUACCAACGGCAGAUCGCAUCCAAAGUAAAGGCAGACAUUUUCAAGACUUUCGUUUGCUGCAUGGUAUACAAUGAAGAAAUUUCAGACCCAGAUACGCUCCUUGCCUGGCUAGAGGCUACACUUUCUGAUCCAGUUCAGCUUGUUGAUCAUUCUUUGGCAGCAACGGCACUGAAAUGCUUACCCAUCAUCGCCCAGGCAUCUCCAGCGACUGCGGCCAAUCUAAGUCGAAUUCUGCCUCGCUUGAUUGUGCAAGGUGGGCUAGACCUGCCUACCGCAUACGUUGCCGCCGAUAGCCUAAGUAGAAUUCUCAAAAGACUUCCCGAGGAUGCAGUCAUAACAACUUUGUACAGCCUUGGGAAUGUCCUCAGUGGAACGUCUUUGCCAGAUCGCAAUGGUGCUGUUUCGCCACCGCAGAGCAGUCAACUUAAAGUGACCAAUACAGGCGAUAACACCGGCAGCACAAUCUCUCUGUUAGCACAGGAUACUGAGGAGCCAUCGCUCGUUUAUGCUAUCGUCAUUCAAACUGUCAUUGGAAUCGCCAAGAGCAGCAAUGACGAGAAAAUCAUCGCUUUGGCUCUAUCUAUGCUUGUGCAAAAGAUAGGCAAGGUGACACCUGCAGUAGAUGCUCGAAUUCUGAGCGAAAGCUCCGUGCUCGGAGCCUAUACCGGCGCCAACGAACUCAAGAGCAUCUUGAAGCUGUACUCGAAGAUCGCCCAUGACGCUCUCAUCAACAAUGAUGAUGUUAUUUUACACGCUGUCAUGAGUGCCCGCAUUAAAUUGGCUCGUGAGAUCACAAUCAAGUCUCCAUUGUUCGAAAUCCUCAUUCGAAGCUUCCUUGAUUCGAUAAUCAGUCAGGGUGACGCCCCUGGAAAGGAUACAAAGCACCAUGGCAACACAGAAUUCGCGGCUCAAGAGAUCGCUCAGCUCCUGGAGCCGCUCGCGACCCUGGUUGCUGUCAACGCGGACGGACAGGAUCACGAGCUCGAUGAAGAGAUUCUCACAUUGCAGCGUGACGCAUGGUUCAACGUGGCAGUCCAUGGUUUCCAUCCAACAAGCAAUCUUGUCAAAAAAUACGAGAAGGAACUUCGAACCUUGGCACAGUACAGUAAGCCACUCAUUUCAGAAGAGCGAGCAGACCAACUCGAAAGUGACAUCGAGUUGAAUACAAUUCUACGUCGGGGCAAGAGCUCAGAGCAUACCGAUGAGCAGAAGAAAAGCCUCAUCAGGCUGCUACCGCAGCAAGAGAGUGCCAUAAGAUCGCUCAGUUACUCCGAGGUUGUUUUCGUCAAUGCCGUCUAUCUGUUGGAAGAUCUUCGUGCUAGCUGUGGUAAUUGCACAGCCAUACUAACUUACUUUUUGGACCCGAAGCUCCGAAAGGAUCAAAUUGGUGAAUGUAUGGUCGCCUUAUCGAAGAGAGUGGUCAACACAUACCUUUCACAGACGUUGAAGGGAGAAUUCCACGCAUUCUCAACGCCAUACCUGGCCUAUCAACUUGCUCAGCUCUUUGCUGGGUGCUGCCAUCGUAUCGCCAAAGUUCGAUCAGUGGCUACUGCAUGUGCAGAUAUCAUCAUCAAUGCUGUACCAUCCACGCUUUGUCAGAAAAGUGCUCUGUUCGCACUUUUAGAAAUACUGUCCAUGAUGUGGAGUUCGUGUCUCGAGGCCGACACAGACGAAUACGAGUGGAGGUCGACUUUCUCCUCACCCUAUGGCGAUGUGAAAGUCGAACUCGGUGAUGAUUACUCGACCCGGAAUAGCACACUCGCUGAGUUCCGAAAGCACGCAAGGACUUGGGUUUUGAAAGUGAUUGACAUAGCGCCUCUCGAUAUCAAAGGACUGCUUCAGACGUAUCUUUCCGAAUAUGAUGACGAUGGUGCCUAUGGACACGUCUCUCUAGGACGCUCAUUCGCUUUAGAGAUGGGUUCUGUUGUUCCCACUACUGAUCAGCGACUGGGUGCUAUUGAAUCUCACGACCUUGACAUUAAUCAAGCUUCGGACUUCGUUGCCCAGUACACUACGAGGCAGGAGUACCGGUUUGUAGAUGGUUUGGUCGAUCAGUACGAAGAAGAGUGGCUGAGGGAAGACAAGAAAGGCUUCCAUCGUAUCGAUAAGCGUCCUACAGUGGAUCGCAGUAUCGAUGAUGCUACAAAACUCCUCAUUGAUCUCGAGGUGCGGACUACUAAGAAUCGGCAUGUUCCCAUUGCGGAGCUACGUGAUAUCCUGCGUAGAGCAGCAGCCCUACUGUGUCGAGUACAAACAGACCAAUGUGCGAUUGUACAGCAUCUUGUUGGUAUUCCUUUCGCUGUAUUCACGAAGCAGUCGAUCAAGCUUGGAAUCUCUCUGUGGACAAGUGUCAUCAAAGAGAAUCCCAGAAUGGAGUCACGUAUGCUCGCGACCAUUGCAGAAAACUGGGAAAGCACGAUUCGAAAGAAACGUGGCAUCUUCAACGAUAAGUUUACACAACCAGACCCUUUCUUCGUGAAGCAUGACUUCGCGCCAACUGAUAAGCCUGCCCUCUUGCGUCGGCAGCAACAGGCUACCAAUCUUAUUGCGCCACACUUCCGGCUUAUUCAAUUCCUUUCAAGCCACUUCGCUGCAAGUAGGCUAUGCAGUCCGUAUAUCGAGAGAAUAUAUACACGCUUGAUACGCGUCAGUGUAGACGCUGUUGGACAUGGACAGACAUCAAGCCAUCCCUUAGCGCGAGAAGUGCAUCUGCAUAUUGUCCUGCUUGCUCUAAGGAUUCUGCAGUACAACACUAGUGUGCAUGAUAAGCAGAGAUGGAGACUGAAGGAUAAGAUUCUGGGCGCUGCUCUGGCUUGGUUUGCAAGUCCUUUGAAAUGGUCCUACGGCGGUAAUCGCUUGCAGAUGAAAGCCGAAACCCACAUACUGGGAGAUAUCCAAGCAGAGCUGAAGAAGAGUCCUGCAGAUGUAGGCUUCAAAGUCACGACCUCCACUAGAUCAUUGGAAGAUAAACAGAGCCUCCUACUUCAGCUACUCUCGGCCGAGCAGACAAGACUAAUGGUGUGGCUGUUUCCGCUGAAUUACAAGGAAAGACAUCAUUUCACGGACGGUAAUCACCACAAGUUACCUAUAGAGGGUGAUCUUUCGAAAAUGGUGAAGGUUGCGUGGGCAGAAAAUCCGGCGCUUGCCGUUCACCUUGCAUCGCGAUUCCAAGUUCCAGGUAUACAUCAACAAGUCAGGUGGCAGAUUCUCAAUUUCCCAGAGAAAGUACUCGAGGAGCCCGAAGCACUUGAAAUACUGCUAGGCUCCUCACUGCCUAACGACGUGAUUUUCCAAUUGAAGUACCUGUUGUAUUGGAAGCCCAUAAAUCCAAUAACAGCAGUCACAUACUUCAUGCCGGCUUACGGCAACCAUGCCUUUAUAAUUCAGUAUGCCAUGAGGACGCUGGAAAGCCAUCCGGUCGACGUCACAUUCUUCUAUGUGCCACAAAUUGUGCAAACGCUUCGAUACGAUGCACUAGGCUAUGUCGAAAGAUACAUUGUCGAAGCUGGUCAAUUCUCUCAGCUCUUCGCGCAUCAGAUCAUCUGGAACAUGAAGGCCAACUCGUUCAAAGACGAAGAUUCUGAGAUCCCAGACCCUGUCAAACCCACUUUAGACAAAGUCAUGGAUCGACUCGUGUCCAGCUUCACCAAAGAGGAUCGAGGAUUUUACGAGCGCGAGUUCGCCUUCUUCAGCGAGGUCACGAGCAUCUCCGGCAAGCUUCGACCGUAUAUCAAGAGGUCCAAGCCUGAGAAGAAAGAAAAAAUCGAAGAAGAGCUCCGCAAAAUUCAAGUCGAUGUCGGCGUGUAUCUGCCGUGCAACCCAGAGGGUGUUGUGAUUGGUAUUGAUCGAAAGUCUGGUAAGCCUCUGCAGUCUCACGCCAAGGCACCUUACAUGGCUACAUUUCGUAUGCGCAAGGAUAUCGUCAAAGAUAACGAUGACGAUGAUGUGACGGGCCAAGACUCGGGAAGCCAAUCUGUGGAAAUGUGGAAGUCAGCCAUCUUCAAGGUUGGAGACGAUUGCCGACAGGAUCUGCUCGCGUUGCAAAUGAUCUCCGCAUUCAGGAGUAUUUUUAACAGUGUUGGUCUCGAUGCAUGGGUAUAUCCAUAUCGUGUCACGGCCACAGCACCAGGCUGCGGUGUCAUUGAUGUGCUUCCCAAUUCCAUCUCUCGUGACAUGCUUGGUCGCGAAGCUGUCAACGGAUUGCAUGACUACUUUUUGGCCAAGUAUGGAGGCGAAGAGUCACCGCGCUACCAAGAAGCGCGGAACAACUUUGUCAAGAGCCACGCCGCCUACAGUGUCAUUUCGUAUCUGCUGCAGUUCAAGGAUCGGCACAACGGUAACUUAAUGAUCAUGGACGCAGGCCAAAUCGCACACAUCGACUUCGGGUUCUGCUUCGAUAUUGCACCGGGUGGUAUCAAGUUUGAACGAGCUCCGUUCAAGCUGACGACGGAAAUGAUUGCAGUCCUGGGCGGUAACAAUCCCCCGAACCAAUCGUACAGAUGGUUCGAAGAGCUUUGUAUCAAAGCGUUCCUUGCGUGUCGUCCGCACGCCGAACAUCUGAUCCAUCUCGUCAUCUGUAUGCUGGACAGCGACCUCCCCUGCUUUAAGCCCGAAACUAUUAAGCAUCUUCGGGAGAGGUUUGUGCUGGAGAAGAGUGAGAUGGAGGCCGCAGGGUUCAUGAGGGACCUGAUUCGAAAGAGUGCCGGAAGUUACACAACGAAGCAGUACGACCACUUCCAGCUUCUAACGAACGGCAUCCCGUACUAGGAGGGGAUCACACGUCAACACAACAUAUGUCACCUGUAGGUUUCCAGGCUGCAGCCAAUGCUUAGCCAAACAUGCGUACGUAGCUGUUCUUAGGCAUCGUUAAUACAUUCCAAUCAAUCCAAUACCUACAUCUUGGUCCAGCUCUCACGCGAUGCCACC
Molecule: messenger RNA, 6070 nt
Organism: Pseudovirgaria hyperparasitica
Lineage: Eukaryota; Fungi; Ascomycota; Dothideomycetes; Acrospermales; Acrospermaceae
Exons: 11
Coding region: 107-5911 (1934 amino acids)
Biological process (GO): phosphatidylinositol-mediated signaling; phosphatidylinositol phosphate biosynthetic process
Cellular component (GO): cytoplasm; plasma membrane
Molecular function (GO): 1-phosphatidylinositol 4-kinase activity
Source: RefSeq, a predicted model, not a curated record